Messenger RNA from Paramuricea clavata, 471 nucleotides. The record is from the annotation of a GenBank genome assembly. Lineage: Eukaryota; Metazoa; Cnidaria; Anthozoa; Malacalcyonacea; Plexauridae.
GAGAAAUUGCUUGUCAAAGUUUGCGAUUUUGUCAAAUUUGGGCGCCAUGUUGUUCUUUUCACUGCAGACUCGGAUUUGUCCAGCGCCCUCAUUUUUGACGUCAUUGCGUGCUUCGAAGGUGUUGUUCAUAUAGAAAACUAUGGCUUUGUAUGGCGAUUUAAUAAGAAUAUCGAUUAUUUCUCUGCUUCUAAUUCUUUAAUUAACGCGAGUUUAGACCGAUUUAACAGAGAUAUUUUACAGACGGAGAUAUUUUACAUUACCGAGCUUCUGGCUGAGGUGAAUCAAGAGUUGCCAGGUCAUGUUCAUGUUGGUGUACGGAAACUAGCUUGCGCAGAAUUAAAUAAUUAUAUGUUGCGGUUAUUGCCCUGUGUGGAUCUGGCUCUUGUUGGCCUCUCGGAUUCAAUUUGCAUGAAUAUCGAUGCUGCGUUUGCGUUCAGCAACGAUUUAUCGGUUUAUGCGACUUCUGUUUAG